AUGUCCCGAAAUACAAUUCAGGGCAGAUUUAGUAGUCCACCAAUUCAGGUGGCUCUCCAGGUUGCCAUUGAUGCAGCUGCAGACGAUGGGACCCACUUAUUUUCUAAGGGUUUUGGUACAAUGCAAUGGCUCACACCACGGCUCCGAUGUGCGGCCAGGUUCUCACCCCCAUAUCCACCACCUCAUCAUCCUCCACCUUACCUGAAAUCCCCACCUCCCAAAGCCCCUCAUGCACAUGGCCCACCUCCCAAAACCCAUCACUCUCCUCCCCCACCUCCCAAAACCCCUCAUGCACAUGCCCCUCCUCCCAAAACCCUUCAUCCAUCUCCCCCACCUCCCAAAACCCCUCAUUCAUCUCCCCCACCUCCCCCACCUCCCCAAACCCCUCAUGCAUAUGCCCCACCACCCAAAACCCUUUAUCCACCUCCCCCACCUCCCCGAACCCCUCAUGCGCCUCCCCCACCUCCCAAAACCCUUCAUUCACCUCCCCCACCUCCCCAAACCCCUCAUGCAUAUGCCCCACCACCCAAAACCCUUUAUCCACCUCCCCCACCUCCCCAAACCCCUCAUGCUCCUCCCCCACCUCCCAAAACCCUUCAUUCACCUCCCCCACCUCCCCAAACCCCUCAUGCAUAUGCCCCACCACCCAAAACCCUUUAUCCACCUCCCCCACCUCCCAAAACCCUUCAUUCACCUCCCCCACCUCCCCAAACCCCUCAUGCAUAUGCCCCACCACCCAAAACCCUUCAUCCACCUCCCCCACCUCCCCAAACCCCUCCUGCAUAUGCCCCACCUCCCAGAACCCUUCAUCCACCUCCCCCACCUCCCCAAACCCCCCAUGCAUAUGCCCCACCUCCUCAAACCAUCCAUUCAUAUCCACCACCUCCACAAACCCCACAUGGCCCACCUCCACCCCCUCCACCUUCAUCCCCACCACAAAUCCAUCCUUCCCCACCUCCUCCUAACCAUCCACCACCACCACCACUGCCACCACCACCACCACCCCCUUAUCAUUAGCUCCUCUAUAACUCAUCAUCAUCAUUGGCAUCGUGACCAUCAUCAUCUUCAACGGUAUCGGUGGCUGCAUCAAUAACAACAGUGUUUUCUUUUUCUUUCUUCACUUAGCUGAUGUUACUCCAUUGUCGCUGUACUUUUCUUUCUUAGCUGAUGUUAAUACCUUGUUGCACUUUUCUUACUCAGCUGAUAUUACUACAGUGUUGUAGCGCUUUUCUUUUUAUUUCUCACGUAACUGUAGCUUCUUCUUUCAUGUAAGACUUCAGCCACUUGGGAUGAUUUGGAAUAAAGAGUGUUUUUUAUUUUA
Messenger RNA from Magnolia sinica, 1321 nucleotides. Its product is annotated as leucine-rich repeat extensin-like protein 3. The transcript has 3 exons. NCBI's taxonomy places the organism in Eukaryota, Viridiplantae, Streptophyta, Magnoliopsida, Magnoliales, Magnoliaceae. Bases 1 to 1017 code for a protein of 338 amino acids. The record is from RefSeq and is a predicted model, not a curated record.